Colletotrichum truncatum is the source of this 1641-nucleotide messenger RNA. Its product is annotated as fibronectin type III domain-containing protein. Lineage: Eukaryota; Fungi; Ascomycota; Sordariomycetes; Glomerellales; Glomerellaceae. Gene Ontology annotation, molecular function: phosphatidylcholine lysophospholipase A1 activity; protein binding. The record is from RefSeq and is a predicted model, not a curated record.
AUGACUGACAUGCCCACCAACGCUGGACAGCCGAUCAAGAUCAUGAUUGUCGGCGACUCGAUGUCCCAAGGCCACGAAGGAGAUUUCACGUGGCGGUAUAGACUGUGGCAGUGGCUUCAGAAAGAGGACGUUGACUUUCAAUUUGUCGGCCCAUAUACCGGCACCAAGACACCUAUCGAAGCCCAUCCCCCGAAGCCGCCUCCGCUAAAGGAUGUUUCGCCUCCUGAAAACAUGCUAGACGACAGUGGACCUAUUGAUGCUGGCGGAUAUGCACAUGGCGUGGAUUUCCCAUCACAUCACUUUUCGGUGUGGGGCGAACAAGCUGCUCAUUCUGCACAGAAUAUAAGCACAAACACAGAACUAUUCAAGCCGGAUUACCUAUUGGUUAUGUUAGGUUUUAACGACAUGGGUUGGGGUAUUUUAAACCCAGAAGGUACCGUUGGCGCCAUGAAGAAGCUACUGGCCAAUGCCCGCGCUGCAAAUCCGACUCUAAGAUUCGCCGUCGCGAACGUACCACAGCGAACUCCGGUGGACGGGACCGAGAAUUUACUGAAAAUGGUCAAGACUUAUAAUCACCUUCUGAAGGCAUCAAUUGGUGAUUGGAGUCUGGAAGAUUCUCCUGUAAAGUUGGUUAGGGUCUGGGAAACUUACAACUGCUCUGAGGGUAGCUACGACGGCCUACAUCCCAACAGCAUUGGAGAGUUUCAAAUUGCCAAGGCAUUCUCAGAGACUUUAACUGCUGAGUUUGGCAUCGGAGGGGAAGAACUGAAAAUACCAUCCAAUACUCCUGAGCGACCCACACCUAUCCCAGCGAACAUUACUGCGAAAGUCAUGCCUUAUGGUAUUGCAGUAACAUGGGCCCCUGUCUACGGUGCUUUCGGAUACGAUGUGAGAAGUCGCACUGGAGGCGAUUCGAAAUGGGAUACUUGGCGGAAAGAGACAAACCGGCAUGACACGACGGGUGUUCAGGAUGGAGAGGAGUAUCAAUAUCAAGUUCGGACGUACAACGGCGAUAGCCUUGCAUCACGGUGGUCGUCGAUAGUCACAGCUAUUGCGCAUCCGAGAACAGCACCACCUCCCACAGACAUUAUCGUUAGACCAGACGUCUCUUCCGUCUUUGUAACAUGGCAAGCGCCGUCUGGAAAAUGGGAAAUUGAUCGAUAUGAACUUCGCAUCAUAGACGCAUCGACAUCACUGUCCUUUCCUUUGAUUCAAGGUUACAAAAAUACGAAGGCAACUAUUGGAAAAGAACAUGUGAUUUUGGGACAUCGAUAUGAGACAUUUUUAAGUACCUGGACUCAAGAGGGCCCUGGCGCUUCCGCCUCAGGUCGCAGCUUCAUUGCGGGUUUCGGUGAACCGCUGGCACCAACACAGUUGCACCUUGAACUAAUGAACUGGACCUCUGCUCGAAUUACCUGGAAACCCUCCGAAAGUGCAACAGGCUACCGUGUCUGGGUGCGAAAUUUGAUUGAUGGCACUGAGUUAGUUGAAGAAGCGGGAAAGGAACUUGAGAGCCAUGUAGUCAUUUUCCCAACGCCGAGUGUAUAUAACUUUGAGAUUUGCGUGUCGGCUUUAAAUGGCAAUGAAGAAUCACCAAAGUCAAAGGGUGUCAUUCUGCCAAGGGAUAACGCGGAACUAUAA